Tripterygium wilfordii is the source of this 564-nucleotide messenger RNA. RefSeq names its product two-component response regulator ARR4-like. The annotation marks the transcript as partial. Gene Ontology annotation, biological process: cytokinin-activated signaling pathway; phosphorelay signal transduction system. The transcript is spliced from 2 exons. The record is from RefSeq and is a predicted model, not a curated record. Lineage: Eukaryota; Viridiplantae; Streptophyta; Magnoliopsida; Celastrales; Celastraceae.
AUGGGAUUGAUUGUUCCUAACAACAAUGGUUGCCUUUCGACUUACCCACUUGGAAAAAGGAUGGUUGGAAUAGAUCAUUUUAUAUCUGAUUAUGAGGAGGUUCAUGUUUUGGCUAUCGAUGACAACCUUGUUGAUAGAAUGGUCAUUGAAAGGUUGCUCAAGAUUACUUCCUGUAAAGUGAUGGCGGUGGAUAGUGGAAUAAGAGUACUUCAGUUUCUGGGAUUAGACGAGGAGAAUAAUUGUUCUGUUGGGUUUGAUAGUUUGAAGGUGGAUCUAAUUAUCACCGAUUAUUGUAUGCCUGGAAUGACAGGAGAUGAGUUGCUAAAGAAAAUCAAGGAAUCGUCUGCCUUGAGAGAGAUUCCGGUAGUAAUCAGGUCAUCUGAGAACGUAGUGACUCGAAUCGACAGAUGCUUGGAAGAAGGAGUAGAGGAUUUUAUUGUAAAGUCAGUGAAGUUGUCCGAUGUGAAGCGCUUGCAAGGUUACAUGACCAGAGACGGAAACCAAGAGAGAUGCAUCAACAACAAGAGAAAGCUUCCGGAGACUUGUGAUCUAUGGUCAUUACCA